CGGCAUGUUUCUUCCUUAUAUAUACGCUACCGACCGCUGGCGCCAUAUAGCUCGAUCCCGAGCUUCAAUCUCUCCUUCAUCAGAAUAUGAUCUCGGUUUGAAUCUCCCGAGUUCUGCAGAUGAACCUCUUGGCUAUGGCUUCCCUUCAGCUAAUGUUCCAGCUGCAGCUCCCCUGUUCGAUUCAGCGGCAGGAUUCGAAGUUCUGGUAGAUCUGCUGGCGGUACGCCGUCGUCGUCUUGCUUCUGCGAAGGAUGCAUAGAUCUCAACUUAUUGAUGUUGGUUUAUGCCUGUUCCGUUGAGUACUUCAUCCUUCCGCGGUAGCUUCGGGGCAAGUUAGAGGGAAGCACAAGGAGCUCGGGUUAUGCUGAGAUGGGUGAUCCGUGUUCUUCAGAUGGUGGUUGCCUUGCGAUAUGUUGAUUGAUGUCCAAUUCGACCAUCUUGGAUCGAGUCAAGCUGGAUGGCCUCACGAGGAUUAUUGCGGUGUAAAAGGGUUGGUAACAUCGUUUAUGUGUAUGUUAUUGUUUGAACUGUUUAUGGUAUAUGUGGUGGUUGGUUAUGGGUGCUUCCCUAUCUGGGAAGGGAAGAGGAUGGAUGACACGAACGGUAAGACAUUAGGCUAUGCUGUUUGAAGCGUUAGUUGUUUGUGCUUGCGAUGUUGUGUCAGUCGGCCUUUGCCAUGAUGGGUGCGCUCGCAUGGCAGGUCACAAAAUCUUAAUAAAAGAGAUGGUUUUUGGGUUUUGGAGGAGGGAGAUGGCACAGGGGUAUUUUUUAUUUAGUGAAGUUUUUCAGCCCCGGCUCUCCCUCCUCCUCGUGUGUGUGUGUCUGCUCUCUUUUCUCUCCUUUUCCUGUUUCUUGCUCCCUUUCGCUUGCUGCCCACCGGCCACCGUUGCUGUGUCAAUGCACUCGAAUUGUCAAACUCCUCCGCUACGCAAUCCAGUCAUCAUACGCAUGCAAGCAAUCAAGAUAGUCCUUAAAGGCCCGUUCAACUAGGUUGUAAAAGGGAUUUCAAACUGAUUUUGGGCACUGGAGAUGCUGCUGCUUCUCCAUGUUGGGUACGGAGGAUCCUUUAGCUGCUGGUGCUGGAUACUGAAGUGAGAUCUGUAUCAGACUAUCAGUUGUAGUCAUUAUGGGGAACAUGACCUAUACUUGGUUUCUGUGCUGAGCCGGCGGAUCGUACUAUCAAAUGCCGACAGCAUGCAAAUCUUUUUGCCGUUGAUCGUAUGAACUUUUGAAUUCGGUCUGCGAAGGUGCUGUCUACGAAUCUGUUAAAGCUGGAUGGUUUUGAAGCCCUAGGAAAGGUUGUCUCCCAGCACAGCGUAGUGUAUUUAGUCAUAUCUUACUUUCAGUUCUUCGGUCAUCUGGUUCGGAGAUAUCUGCUAGUGGCAUGUGUCCAACUAUCUAUGCCGACAGAGCGCAAUUGUUCCUGUUGUGAUUGUAUUAAUUUUUGAAUUCAGACGGGCAAGCUGUUUUCUGCGAAUCUGUAAGAGCUGGAUGGUUUUGAAGCUCUUGGCAAGGUUGUCUCCCAGCAAAGUGCGGUCUAUUUAGUGAUGUUUCUUCACUUCUUCGGUCACGUAGUCUGGAGAUAGCUGCUAGUGGCAUGCGUCCAUCUAUGAGUAUUGGCAGUCCUUUGUAAGUCUUCAAAUCAGAAUCUUCACCCCUGCUGGGUGUGAGUCUUAUUUAGUCCAUUCAUUGGCUUCACAAUUCGGGGAAAAUCACAUGUUCCAGAAUCAUUCUUGUUGUAGCAUAUACCCUCAAGAUGAGAUUCCUCUCUGAAAUUUCUCCAGUAAUUUUACCUCGUGGGUUGAGCGCAUUAGCAUUUGACUUGAUGAUUAGUUUACUCCAUUGUUUCUGAUUGUCAGUACUAGAGUAUAUUUGUGUAUCAGUGUUUUUCAAGUAGGUUGAAACUGCGACUCGCUAAUGUCAUGGGGGGCUUGUUUUAGCUGGUUGUUUGGCCAGGUCAAUGCAUUGUUUUCCUAGCUCGUCCGUUCAUCUGUUUUUACUUGAUGAUCAGUUCAUUUUGUCAGUAGACUUGGAGUAUAAUUGUGUACCAUUUCACGUCAGGUUGAAGCUGCCAGCCUGCCACUCACUAAUGUUAUCAGGAUUGUCGGGGGUUUGUUUUAGCUGUAUGUUAGGCCAGGUCAAUGCAUUGUUUUCCUAGCUCGUCCUACCAUCUGUUUGUACUUGAUGAUUAGUUCAUUCCAUUGUUUCUGAAUAUCAGUAGACUAGACUACAUAAUUGUGUACCAGUUUUUCCAAGUCGGUUGAAGCUGCAACUCAAAAACGUCAUCAGGAUCGUGGGGGUUUGUUUUAGCUGGUUGUUCAGCCAGGUCAAUGCAUUGUUUU
Messenger RNA from Linum tenue, 2342 nucleotides. NCBI's taxonomy places the organism in Eukaryota, Viridiplantae, Streptophyta, Magnoliopsida, Malpighiales, Linaceae. The record is from the annotation of a GenBank genome assembly.